AUGUUGCUUCGUCGCUGUCACCAACAGCUUCUAUCUUUAGCUGGUUCGAAGAAUUCUAAUAGGUUGCUGUCUCGAACAACUCCACCCCAAGAUAAAGCCUCAACAGCGCGGCCAAGUGCAGUGAUGGGUGUCAGGUCGGAUUUAAAGGUUUCUGAUGUCGAAUCAAAAGUAGGCGAAAAGAAGAAACGGUCGCUCUUCGGCACUAGUGACGCUCCAAUCAAUAUCAACUUUCAAAACAAAAGAGGAAUGAUUGGAUACGAUCCCGAAUUACCGAUAGAAGACAUAAUUAAGGAUCUACCAAAGCUUGCGAAGGAGCAGAGGAAACUACUCAAGGAAGAAAUCUCGUCGAUCUCUAUGACAAUUGAGAAAACAGAGCUGCUAGAAGAUCUAGGAUCAGUACGUCAAGAUGAAGCUCGCAUAGAGUGGAAGUUUGACUCUCCUGAGGCGUUAUCACGCUGGCGCACUGGUUGUGAUUCUGACUGGAAUGAGGGUUUCUCAACUGUGCAGUUUGUCCCAACAGACAACAAAACCGCGAUAUUUAAAGGACAUAUUUGCACUGAAUUAAUAAAAGAUGGACGCAUAGAACGAGCUGGUUGGGCUACAGUAAAGUUGGAGGAUCUAAAAUUUCUUAAUAGAAAGAAGUAUCUGGGCAAAUGGAGGAAUUUCUCCCAUCUUCUCAUCAAGUGUCGUGGUGAUGGCCGCAGCUAUAAAAUAAUGCUUCACGCACCAUUGGCAAUCGAUAUGACAUGGGGAGACUCAUUCUCGUAUCCACUGCACACGCACGGCGGCCCAUACUGGCAGUACGAGAAGAUCCCAUUCUCCAGAUUCUUCCAUACCGUUGCAGGACGAAUUCAAGACAAGCAAUAUCGAGUGCAUCUAGAUGACGUUAGCUCACUUGGUAUUGUUCUCAUGGACCGGAUAGACGGUGAUUUCCAACUAGAAUUGGACUACAUUGGAGUGUAUAACGAUAGAUCACAUUUAGAAGAGUUUGCCUAUGAGACUUACACUCUACCUCUAUUCAGUACACACGGGUUUUAG
Messenger RNA from Necator americanus (New World hookworm), 1038 nucleotides. RefSeq lists its product as uncharacterized. Lineage: Eukaryota; Metazoa; Nematoda; Chromadorea; Rhabditida; Ancylostomatidae. Gene Ontology annotation, biological process: mitochondrial respiratory chain complex I assembly; mitochondrial electron transport, NADH to ubiquinone. The coding region runs from base 1 to 1038 and encodes 345 amino acids. Gene Ontology annotation, cellular component: mitochondrion. The transcript is spliced from 7 exons. The record is from RefSeq and is a predicted model, not a curated record.